AUGAAGCAAAAAAAAGAGCUCGAGGGUGACAAGAAGUCCGUCAUAAAAUUUGAAUUUAACCCUAAAGAUGGGAUCGACAACCCUGCCUUGUCGCUGGCUGAGGACAUGGAUGGCGAGAGCAUGGGGGAGCCCCGCUUCUACCUCCUGAGCAAGGGCAGUGCAGAGACCUUCGGCUUCUGCCUCCACGAGGAGCUGGGCUGCCAGGGCCACGUCAUCCGGCAGGUCGAGCUGGGGGGGCUGGCCCAGCGCAGGGGCCUGCAGGAUGGGGACCGGCUCCUCCAGGUUAAUGGCCACUUCGUGGACCACAUGGACCACCGCAGGGUGGUGCAGAAGAUCAAGGCCAGUGGGAACCAGGUCCUACUGGCGGUGCUGGACGGCGACUCCUACGAAGCAGCCAAAGCCCUGGGCAGGGACCUGUCCCAGAUGCUGCCAGCUGACGUCCGCCCACGCCUCUGCCACAUCACGCGGGACAAAAGUGGUUUUGGCUUCAAUGUGUCGGGCGUGAAGGGCACCUUCCAGCUGUCGGUGCGUCAGGAUGGGCCAGCAGAGAAAGCAGGGGUGCCGCCAGGCUCCUGGCUCCUGGAGCUGAAUGGGGACAGCGUGAGGAGCUACUCGCACACGCAGCUCGCCCGAAAGCUUAAGCAGAGCGGCAGCAAGGUGACACUGUUGGUGGUGUCCAGUGCCGUGGAGGAGUUUUAAGGCCUGCGGGUCACGGCCGCCUUGGCGGACACCUCCUGGCUCCCCUUCAAGGUCCGGGAGCUGCACAUGCUGAAGGGUCCGGCUGGCUACGGGUUUCUGCUCAAAGAGGAUGACUGCAGCUCAGGGGCCAGAGGCCAAUUCCUGUGGGACGUGGAUGCGGGGCUGCCGGCUGAGCAGGCAGGGAUGAAGGAAGGGGACCGUCUCCUGGCUGUGAACGGUGAGAGCAUCGAGGGGCUGGACCACCAGCAGACAGUGCUCAGGAUCCGUGCCCAUGAUGACCAGGUGACACUGCUGGUCAUUGACCCUGCUGGUGAUGAGUUCUACCAGUCGAUCGGGCUGUCCCCUCUGUUGUUCUUUGAGGACAGUGACCCUGCCUCAGGCUCCCACACGCCCUCCCUGCCCUCUCCCAGUGGCUCCCCUGGACUCUGUCACGUUGAGGUGGGACCAAAGGGACCUGGCUCCUGGCUGGUGGCUGCUGCCAACAAUAUAGGGAUCACACAGAGCCCACGCCGGGAGGAGCAGAGGAGGCUGCACCAGGCGUUCUAG
Fulmarus glacialis (Northern fulmar) is the source of this 1245-nucleotide messenger RNA. It is a transcript of the gene NHERF4, whose product is annotated as PDZ domain containing 3. Gene Ontology annotation, molecular function: signaling receptor binding; protein-membrane adaptor activity. Gene Ontology annotation, cellular component: apical plasma membrane. NCBI's taxonomy places the organism in Eukaryota, Metazoa, Chordata, Aves, Procellariiformes, Procellariidae. The transcript is spliced from 10 exons. Gene Ontology annotation, biological process: protein localization to plasma membrane. The record is from RefSeq and is a predicted model, not a curated record.